CUUGGACAUUCUAACUGGGUAUACUGAAAUGCGAAACGCUAAUCACUCAAAAGAUAAACCCAAACGCCGUAAUGCCAGCAGAAUCCCCAGAGUGGCCAUAUCAUCCCCUCUUCUUCCCAACAAUCAGCCUCGAAAGAGCAUCCCUCUCUCUCUUAACCGCCACCAACCUCGCGUCCUCGAUUGCCUUCCCCUCCAACACACCCUCAAACCCCUUCUCCCCCAUUGCAAACGGGCUAACGACCUUCUUCUGCGCUUUCAUUCUCGUCUUCAACCCAGUCCCCUUCCCUCCUCCCCAAACAACACUCCACUCCUUUACCCUCGCACCCUGGAAAAUCUCGCAUCUCGCACAAACUUUCGCAUGCCCGCCAACAUCCACGCCCCGUCCAAUAACAGCCUGGUUAUCAACCACCGCAAAAGAGUGUACCCUUGCGCCCGGAUGAACGACCGCCUGCAGACCAAUGAUGACAUUAUUUGAGAUCACAAUCGAUUUCUCCUCCCCACUGCCGCCACUGCCACUGGACGUGGAAUCUGCUGGAGCUGCUGGCGGCGGAUACGUCCCAAUAACACUCUUCUCGCUAAUAAUGCAUCCGUCUCCGAUCCUUAUGGGUCCCUCUGUUGCGCAGAUCCUCACGCGCGGGUGGAUUACUGUGCCGCGGCCAAUUGAGAUAGAGUAAGGGCCGCAGAAGUACGUUUGUUCGGCGAUGACGGCGCUGGGGUCGGCGGUAGUUUUUGCAGGGAUUCGGGGCGCGCCCGCGGAUUGGGCUUGGGUUUGCGCGGAGGCUGGAGAUGCAGAGGGGCGAUGGUGUGGAGGGGGGCGAAGAUGUUGUGAUGAGGAGUAGGAGGAUAGGGGCGGUUUAAUGUCCAUGGCUGUUA
Aspergillus nidulans FGSC A4 is the source of this 873-nucleotide messenger RNA. RefSeq lists its product as uncharacterized. The transcript has a single exon. NCBI's taxonomy places the organism in Eukaryota, Fungi, Ascomycota, Eurotiomycetes, Eurotiales, Aspergillaceae. The coding region runs from base 29 to 475 and encodes 148 amino acids. The record is from RefSeq and is a predicted model, not a curated record.